CCUUCUGGCCCGUGAAUGAAGCGCCGGUGGGCGCAGUGUGUGCCGCCAGCAGCCAGGCCCCGACUGGCCCAUGAAGAAAGGGGGCCACGGGCUUCUGCUGGAACCCCACCCAGGGCUUGGAAUCAGGAAACUUGGAAACGACCUGAGAUGAACGGCGUCCCCCAGCGCAGGCCAAGGGCCACAGGCCAGAGGCAGGCCGCCCGACUCCAAAAUGGCGCCCGCGGCGGCUGCCAGCUGCCAAGAUGGCGGCGCGGGGCCGCGCGCGCGCUCUCGGGCUCUCCUCCCCUACCCUUCCUCCGGCUGGAAGCGCCACUCGCGUCGCGGUGCGCCCGUUGCCCUUCGGCCUGGGUAGUGGUCCCGGCCGCCGCGGCCCGCACCAUGCGGCUCCUCGGCUGGUGGCAGGUACUGCUGUGGGUGCUGGGGCCUCCCGCCCGCAGCCUGGAGGUUGCAGAGGAAAGUGGUCACUUAUGGUCAGAGGAGCAGCCUGCUCGCCCUCUCCAGGUGGGGGCUGUGUACACAAGUGAGGAGGAGCCUUCACGUGGCCCGACGGGCCAGGACGUGUCAGCUGAAGAGGCUGAUGCAGUGCUGGGGCUGGACACCAAUGGCGACCACAUGGCGAUGUUGUCUCUAAUUCCCGGGGAGGCUGAGGACAAACUGAGCUCAGAGCCUGGUGGCGGAACCUGCAGGGCUGGAGGGGAGGAGGACGCGCGGUGCAAUCUCGGAGAGAGCCUCUUCUCGCUGGACAGCGCUGGAGCAAGCUUCCCUGAUAGAGAAGAGGAGUAUUACACAGAGCCGGAGGUGGCGGAAUCCGACCCAGCCCCGACAGAGGACUCCAAUAACACUGAAAGUCUGAAGUCCCCAAAGGUGAACUGUGAGGAGAGAAAUGUGACGGGAUUAGAAAAUUUCACUCUGAAAAUUUUAAAUAUGUCACAGGACCUCAUGGAUUUUCUAAACCCAAAUGGUAGUGACUGCACGCUGGUCCUCUUUUACACCCCUUGGUGCCGGUUUUCUGCCAGUUUGGCCCCUCAUUUUAAUUCUCUGCCCCGGGCAUUUCCAGCUCUUCAUUUUUUGGCCCUGGAUGCGUCCCAGCACAGCAGCCUUUCUACCAGGUUUGGCACCGUAGCUGUUCCUAACAUCUUGUUAUUUCAAGGAGCUAAACCAAUGGCUAGAUUUAAUCACACAGACCGAACACUGGAAACGCUGAAAAUCUUCAUUUUCAACCAGACAGGUAUAGAAGCCAAGAAAAAUGUGGUAGUAACUCAAGCUGACCAAAUAGGCCCUCUCCCCAGCACUCUCAUAAAAAGUGUGGACUGGUUGCUUGUAUUUUCCUUAUUCUUUUUAAUUAGUUUUAUUAUGUAUGCUACCAUUCGAACUGAGAGUAUUCGGUGGCUGAUUCCAGGACAAGAACAGGAACAUGCAGAGUAGUGAUGGACUGAAAGGAGAAGUCAGAAAGAGGAAUUCCAAUCCUUCAUUUCAGAAAUUAAUGCUGCAGUUUCAUACAUUUUCUCCAGUGAAGUGUUGACUUACAACUUGUCAGAUUAAAAGAAUCAUGCGUUUGAACUGUUGAAUGUGUAAAAACAUUAUAAACUGGUGUUUUAACUAGUAUUGCAAUAAGCAAAUGCAAAAAUAUUCAAUACAACUUACCAUUCUUGUUUUUACUACUGGAACAUAAUCCAGUAUUUUAAGGGAGUAAUCCAGUUUGCAAUGUGAUGUAUUCUGGUGGAAUAGUGAGUAGAAUGGCAAUAUGCUGACUUUAUAGAAGGCAGAAAUAGGAUUUUCAGAUUCUAGCUUUAGAAAAUUCUUGAUUCCUUAUAUAUGUCUAAGAAGGUUGGUUUUCUGUACAUUUGCAGUUUCUCUCUCUCAGUCUAUAAGCAGGAAAGUGUUCUGUUAUGGGAAAAAUAACUAGAAUUGAUAAGUGUGACCUUACAAGUAGCAACUAAUGGGAAAAUAAAAGAGUCAAAUACU
Messenger RNA from Diceros bicornis minor, 1965 nucleotides. It is a transcript of the gene TXNDC15, whose product is annotated as thioredoxin domain containing 15. Bases 16 to 1425 code for a protein of 469 amino acids. The transcript is spliced from 5 exons. Gene Ontology annotation, biological process: cilium assembly. Gene Ontology annotation, cellular component: cilium. The record is from RefSeq and is a predicted model, not a curated record. Lineage: Eukaryota; Metazoa; Chordata; Mammalia; Perissodactyla; Rhinocerotidae.